AAUGGAUUAGCUGCAAACAUGUUAUGGCUCUGCAUUGAUAAGACCUUCGCUGUGUGGAAUAAGAGGUGUGGAAGAGAGAACUUUGACUUAAAGAACACCGUCGCUGCCACCAUCAUCAUUUAAAAACGAAGCAAAGUGUAUGUGGGGCAAAGGAGCAGCAGCAUUCGAUUGGGGUCAGCUUGGUGCAAGUUGUCCUUAAGUGGCUUAAAGAUUUCCCAAAGAUGAUUGAAUCCUCAACAACUUAGUGCUGUUAGUGCAAAUUAUCAUCAGGUUUUUAUUUAUUUAUACUCAGAACAGGUAAUGCAUUAAUAUAAUGCCGUACCUAAAGAAGAUUCCAUCAACAUAUAUUGUGUGAAUCUUAGCAUGGAGAAGAAAAGAAAAGAAUGAUUAGGUUAAAGCUUUUUUUAGUUUAUCAAUCAAUUGAUAUGAAAUAUGAGCUGUUAGUGCAAAUUAUCACGUUUUUAUGGCUAUCACUAAUAAAAUCACAUGAAACUUUGAGAUCAAGCAAAAGUAAAGUACACUGGCAAACAGAAACAGAUGUUCCAUAUUAUGGAUCAAACAGGGGUGACAUCUCAUCCUUGAAUGGUUGAAUAGAAAGUUUCUAGCAAAUGCACUUUGUCUACAAUAUUAUAAUAAUUAUACAGAAGUCCUGAUUUGCCACUCAUUUGGUGCAACAAAUAUGCACAUGCAUGGUUCCAUAUAUGAACGACAAGAUCAUUUAUGUUGCAAGUGCUAAUAUUUCCUAUCAACUAUUAUGUCACAAAAUAAAUGCAUGUAUGCAAUCUUUUCAGCAGCAGUGACAUGUAGAAUUUUACGACCAGAAGAUAAAGGUUUCUUUUGGAGGCAGAGUAAAAUUAACACAAUGCAGGUUUAAAGUGCAUAAGAGUAAAUGCGAGCAGUAAGAUAUUAAGAUCCUCAGAUAACACAACCAAGAGGAUGAAAAUGGAAAUUAAAAAGACCGACAAGAUGGCAGAAGCUGAUCCCAAAAAAAAGCCGUCGAUUUUUGAGGUAAUUGAAGAACUCAAGAUUAGUACUGACAUUGGUGUCCCUAUAUUUCUUAUGGGCAUAUCAAGUUACCUCAAAAACAUGAUUUCUGUAGCAUGCAUGGGAAGGCUGGGGAGCUUGGACCUAGCAGGAGGUGCACUAGCCAUAGGUUUCACCAACAUUACUGGUUACUCUGUUCUUUACGGUCUUGCAAUGGGAAUGGAACCACUCUGCAGCCAAGCAUUUGGAUCCCAAAACUUCAGCAUGGUGUCUCUCACUCUUCACAGAACAGUCAUUAUGUUACUUUUUGCAUCAAUACCCAUUGGAAUGCUUUGGAUUUACCUAGAGCCACUCUUACUAUGGCUACACCAAGAACCCCAAGUAGUACAUAUUGCAAGCCUUUACUGCCGAUGUGCUGUCCCUGAUCUUAUUGCCAGUAGCCUACUUCAUCCACUGCGUAUCUACAUACGUAGCAAAGGAACAACAUGGCCCCUGCUCUGGUGCACUCUGCUGGCAAUUCUGUUUCAUUUUCCAAUCACCAUCUUCUUUACUUUCUAUCAACAUCUUGGUAUCCAGGGAAUUGCAAUCUCCACAUUUAUUGCAAACCUUAACACGGUGUUCCUCCUCAUGGGAUAUCUAAAAUAUUCUCUUAAGGAAAAGAUUCACUUGUCUAAACUCUUUCUACCACCUUCAAGUAAGCUUGGUUUGACCACCUCGUUGUGGGAAGAGUGGCGAAUGCUAUUUCGACUAGCAAUCCCUAGUUGCCUGGGUAUCUGUUUAGAAUGGUGGUGGUAUGAGAUCAUGACACUUCUGGCUGGAUAUCUCGACAAACCCCACAUUGCACUUGCAACAUCAGCCAUAGUAAUACAGACAACAUCUCUCAUGUACACAUUGCCUUCAGCACUAAGUGCAUCGAUUUCUACAAGAGUGGGCAAUGAGCUUGGUGCAGGUAGGCCUCAGAAAGCACAAUUGGCAGCUGCAGUGGCCAUAGCACUGGCCUUCUCAACAUCAUUGUUUGGAUUACUGCUGACUACUGUAGGAAGACAAGCAUGGAGUAGAGUUUUCUCGGAUGACAGUGAAAUUCUUGAGCUGACAAUGGCUGUGCUACCCAUUAUUGGAAUCUGUGAACUGGCUAAUUGUCCACAAACCACCUGUUGUGGUGUCCUGCGCGGAAGCGCCAGGCCUGGCAUUGGUGCAGGAAUAAACUUUUGCUCGUUUUACUUGAUAGGAACACCUGUGGCAAUCUCUUUAGCCUUCUUCUGGGAGCUCAAAUUCCCAGGCCUUUGUUAUGGGCUUUUAGCCGCUCAGCUGGCAUGCAUAGUAUCCAUUUUAACAGUUGUUUACAGAACAUGUUGGGAAAGAGAAUAUAUAAAAGCAAGAAACUUGGUCGGCGACAGCAGUGAACAUAUACAUGCAGAUCUAUUGGUGAAGGGUGAGGAAGAAGUAAUAAUCAUUGAUUGAAAGAGAACACUCCAAAGAAAGAACUGCAGUAAGAGUAGAAGAGGAUAAGAGCAACAAGGAGAUAAGUAUGUUAUUAUGCAGCAAGAGUGGAAGAGGAUUAGAGCAACAAGGGGAUGAAAACGUUGUUCUCUCUCCAAUUAGAAGGUUACAAUGACCCGGAUACUUAUUGUAGAACUGUGAGUAAAUAGUGACGCUACUAUUUUGUAUGUAAACUGAACUAGUAUGAAUUCGUUAUAUUGUCCUUUGAUUAGGUGUAUGGCAAAUAUAACUGUAGAUAACAAUAUUCUAUGAUGCACACAUGUACUUUAUUCUAUCCUCCGUCUGGAAUAUAUGCUCAUUAAUGUGUGUACGCAGAUAUAAAACUGAAUAAACAUUUUAGAUAAC
Andrographis paniculata is the source of this 2829-nucleotide messenger RNA. Its product is annotated as protein DETOXIFICATION 55. Gene Ontology annotation, molecular function: xenobiotic transmembrane transporter activity; antiporter activity. NCBI's taxonomy places the organism in Eukaryota, Viridiplantae, Streptophyta, Magnoliopsida, Lamiales, Acanthaceae. Gene Ontology annotation, cellular component: membrane. The record is from RefSeq and is a predicted model, not a curated record. The coding region runs from base 937 to 2445 and encodes 502 amino acids. Gene Ontology annotation, biological process: xenobiotic detoxification by transmembrane export across the plasma membrane. The transcript is spliced from 4 exons.